UUCGACUUUUCUUGUUGGAUUUGACUUUCUCAGAGAACGCACCUUGUUUUUCGUUUUUUUUUUCUUUGCUUAGAACAAAUGUCGUUUGAUGACCCGCUUGCGAGCCUCGGCGCGAUUGUCGACGACGUGUCGCCGAGUGCGCCAUACAUUAUCAUGGUAGCUGUGGAUGGCUCCGAGUGUGCUGAUCGCGCGCUUCGUCACGCUGUCGAGCUGGCUGCGCGGAUGCAGCGAUCGACCGACCGAACGCCGACGCCCAGAACGACGACGACGACCACCACGACCACCCAGCAGCCCACGUCGCGCGCCGCCGUCGCCGGUGCAGCGCAUACGGGAGUGAUGCUUGUGAUUAUCCACGCAACGGCGCUGAAUCCGCCGCAGCCGCUGCCCUUCCUCGACAACAUUGACCGCGCGUACAACAUUGAAGCGGAAGACAAGGCCAAGCGAGUGCUGGAAAAGUACAAGCGCGCACUCGCUCCACUCAACGACAAGAUUGCAUACUUUUACCACGAGCGACAUGGCGACGAUGUCGAUCUCAUCCUGGAAAGCAUGGUCAACGAGCAACGUCCAGACAUGCUCAUCAUGGGCACACGAGCGCUUUCUGGAUUCAAAAGAUUCGCGCUGGGAUCAGUCAGCGAGCAUGCCGUGCAUCACCUCAACAUUCCCGUUUGCAUUGUCAAAUAAAAUACCACUGUACGAAUGGAUGGCACGUCGUUGCAAAACAUUUCAUAAAAAUAAAACAAAAGCCACAAUCGCUAACACAUUUGGGGGUUUUUAAACUCGG
Capsaspora owczarzaki ATCC 30864 is the source of this 781-nucleotide messenger RNA. RefSeq lists its product as hypothetical. Lineage: Eukaryota; Filasterea; Ministeriida; Capsasporidae. The record is from RefSeq and is a predicted model, not a curated record. Bases 79 to 681 code for a protein of 200 amino acids. The transcript has 3 exons.